This is a messenger RNA of Phaeodactylum tricornutum CCAP 1055/1, 627 nucleotides long. RefSeq lists its product with no specific name. Gene Ontology annotation, molecular function: potassium channel activity. Gene Ontology annotation, biological process: potassium ion transmembrane transport. The record is from RefSeq and is a predicted model, not a curated record. The coding region runs from base 1 to 627 and encodes 208 amino acids. The transcript has 4 exons. Lineage: Eukaryota; Bacillariophyta; Bacillariophyceae; Surirellales; Neidiaceae. Gene Ontology annotation, cellular component: membrane.
AUGGGGAAAAGAGCCUCGAGUACCCUUUCGGAAGAUCCACCAAGGUUCCUGUCGCCUUGGCGUAUCCUUUUUCUUGGAGUGUCUCUAUUGGCGAUGGGAACUUUUGCCUUCCUGCGCAUUCCCGGACUGAUGGUUGACAAUGCUAAAGGGGAUCCACUCGUCAAUGCCUUCUACUGUUCCGUGAUCACAUUGACAACUGUCGGGUACGGGGAUAUCUGUCCUGGCGAUCUGACACUGCUGGGCCAGGUUUUUCUCGUGUGUUAUGGUCUGUUUGGACUUGGAAUGUUCGGUGGUCCGGUCAUGACUUUGGCAUCAUCUUGGACAAAGCAUGUUCCGGGGGGACUGCCGACUGUGGGGACGGUAGCCAUGAGUGUUGGUGUGGGAAUAUUUAUGCAGUUGGAAGGUUUGAACGAAGCCGAAGCUAUGUACGCAAGCUUCAUCACUGGUACUACAAUCGGAUACGGAGACGUUACACCAUCUACGGAUGCGGGAAAGAUUGCUGUUGCUUUCUACGCCAUCUGCGCCAUUCCUGUGGUGGCCGGGCUUAUGGAACCAGCGAGGGUGCUAUUGGAAGGGACUUGGAAUUGCGACGUGCUACCAGACGAUGAUUUCUAUCAAGAAGCUUGA